Elephantulus edwardii (Cape elephant shrew) is the source of this 1980-nucleotide messenger RNA. RefSeq lists its product as uncharacterized. The transcript is spliced from 12 exons. The record is from RefSeq and is a predicted model, not a curated record. NCBI's taxonomy places the organism in Eukaryota, Metazoa, Chordata, Mammalia, Macroscelidea, Macroscelididae. Gene Ontology annotation, molecular function: ATP hydrolysis activity; ATP binding; protein binding. The coding region runs from base 1 to 1980 and encodes 659 amino acids.
AUGAAGGGUCCCGGCGGCCGGGAGGGGGCCACACGUUCCCAUCUGGGCACGGGAGUGGGGGGAGCAGAGAACGCUCAUGGCGCACUUACCUCCAACCAGAAAAAGACUGAGAAGAAAGCAGGAAAGAAGGAGGAAAAAGACCUGACCAAAGACAGGUCCCUGGACUCUCUGUAUGAAGAGCUUGUCAUCAAGGGUCUCCUGAAGAAGAGCAAGAAGGUGGCCCUGAAGGGUUACAUUGGUGAUUGGAUCUAUCUUGGAUUCAGAAUUGACACAGCAAAGAAGCUGCCCGUGGCCUCUCUGCUUGACAUCCGUCAGAACAUGGUCUUGUAUGGGGUCCUCCGGCUUGGAUCCCCAGAUAUCCAUGCCAUGGCGCCCCUCAUCCGCUCCAUCCUCCUAGUGGGCCCCACAGGCAUGGGGAAGAAGAUGCUAGUGAACGCUGUCUGCACAGAAACUGGUGCCAACCUGUUUGACCUGUCCCUCAGCAACUUGCAGGGCAAAUACCCUGGCAAGGACGGCGUGCAGAUGGUCGUGCACAUGGUCUUCAAGAUGGCUCGGCUCCUGCAGCCUUCUGUGAUCUGGAUUGGGGAAGCCGAGAAGACUUUCUAUAAGAAGGCCUCAGAAGAGGAUAAAGAGAUGGACCCAAUGCUGAUACAGAAGGAACUCACCAGAGCCCUGCGCCUGCUGAGCCCUGGGGACCGUGUGAUGCUGAUCGGAACCACAGCCCAGCCGCAGCUGGCUGAGAUGAAGGGGCUGUGCCAGACCUACGAGCGCAUCCUCCUCAUGCCCCGGCCUGACUAUGCAUCCCGAUUCGUGCUCUGGAAGCAUAUGAUAGAGACCCAGGGAGUCCAGGUGACCCCUAGUUUAAACAUCAGUGUCCUGGCCAAGUUGUCUGAUGGCUACACAGCUGGCCACAUUCUCCAAGCCACCCAGUCAGUGCUGACUAAAUGGCGCCUUCAGCAGCUGUCCAAGCAGCCUCUGGUAGCUUCGGAAUUCUUGGGUUGUCUGGGAAAUCUGGAUCCUGUGUGCAUAGAGGAGGAGGAAUCCCUGAAGAAACUAGCCAUGCCGGGAGGACAGGGCGCCCCCCCUCAGCUGGGGCACCGCUCUGGGAGCCUCCGGUUGGCUUCUGCCUCCUGGCCCCGGGGUGCCCAGUCAGGACCUCGACAGGGCAGCCCUCGGCCGCUGCCUCUCGUGUGCAGUGACAUGGGCCUGCAGAACGCGCUGUACACCGGAGACCUGGGAAGACUGCAGGAGCUGUUCCCACCGCACAGCACUGCUGACCUGCUGCUGGAGACCCGGGCAGCUGAGGCACGCUGGAGGUGCCACCAGCCAGGGCUCUGGUCUCUGACAUAUGAAGAGGAGUUGACCACCCCUCUGCACGUGGCAGCCUCCCGUGGCCACGUGGACGUACUGCAGUUGCUGCUGGGGCGGCGGGCGCGGCCAGACAGCGCCCCUGGUGGCCGCACGGCGCUGCACGAGGCCUGUGCAGCCGGCCACGCCCCCUGCGCCCACGUGCUGCUGGUGGCUGGCGCUGACCCCGACCUCCCAGACCAGGACGGAAAACGACCCUUGCACCUCUGCCAGGGGUCCAGUGCCCUUGAAAGCAUGUCUCUCCCCCUGCAGGUGCUGGCUCGGUGGUGCACAUCCCCGAGAACCAUCGAGGUGCUGAUGAACACCUACUGUGCUGUGCAGCUUCCGGAGGAGGCUGUGGGCCUGGUUCCACCAGAAACGCUACAGGGAGGAGGACGAAGGAAGGAGGGGCCCGGGCACCAGGAGAACCUCUACCCAGGGAGACGGAAGGAAGGGGAGAAACAGCACCGCCCCCCGAUGUCGCCCCGAGCCGCGCCCCCUGCAGGCUCCUCGCUCCCCUUACUCGGCCGCAGGUCCCGCAGGGGGCGCCAGGGCGCUGGGUUCCUCGCCGCGCGCGCGAGUGGCGGGCAGGUCGCGGCGUCCGCUCUGCGGGACGCGGCCGCAGAGUCCUAG